Molecule: messenger RNA, 718 nt
Organism: Cylicocyclus nassatus
Lineage: Eukaryota; Metazoa; Nematoda; Chromadorea; Rhabditida; Strongylidae
Source: the annotation of a GenBank genome assembly
AUUCUAGAUGAUCAAGAUUGCAAUCUUUCUAUUAUUCGCAUCCUGCGCUGCAGCAGCUGGAGGCCAUAGGCGAUGGGGACCACCAAGAUGUGGUUUGCCAUCAUUCACUGAUCGUUUACCCGAAGAUGCUCAAGCAAAAAUCAAAAAAAUCUGGGAAAAUUACGAAGAUGGAAAAGGAUGUGAUGAAGAGCACGAAAAGACCAAGGAAGUGCUCGACGAACUACCAGCAGAUGUACGAAGGAAGGCUAUCCGCAGAGGACCUGCUUUCCUCAACGGUGUAUCCGAUGAGGUUCGCGCGCAAUUCGAUGCUCUCUGGAAGAACCACACGAUUCCAAGAGACGAGAAACCAGAGAAGUUCAAGGAACUGGCUGAGAAGCUUUUGAAUGCCGAACAACUGAAAGAGUUCAACAAAUUCCACGCAGCUCUAGAGAAGCGACGUGAGGAAUUCCAGAAGAAGCUGAAGGAACUGUCACCUGAAGCUCGUGCUGCACAUGAAAAACUCGCUAAGCUUAGGGAGGAAAGACACAAGAUCUUUAUGGAGGCAAGCGAGAGUGUAAGAGACGAACUCAGCAAACUCUAUCACGAUGACCGAAGAAGAAAUAGGGCACGCGAUCAGGAUUGAAUAUUUUGAUGAAUAAUGAUUUCUUAAUUAAGCAUACCGGUCACUGUAACACGAUCAAUGUACCUCAAGGUGUCUUCAGCAUAAAGUGAUUUUGAA